CUUCAGACAGAGCAGUGUGAGCCGCCAGUUAAGACACACACACACACACCCACACACACCCACACACAUACAUACACAGCUACAGGAAGACGCGUGCAGCACACGCCGUGCCUACAGCAGAACAACUUUGUGUGCUGGAGCUUCACAAACCGGUCCAUAGACACAAAUUCAUUUCUAGUGUUUCAAGAGGACAGGAGGCAGUGUGGAAGUGAGGGACACAGAGGAGCAGGAGGAAGCAUCUAAAUGGCCAACAUUGUGACGUCGGUGUGCUACGUGGUGCUCGCAGCUGUGGUGGUGGUGUAUGCCCAGCGACGCGGCCAGCAAGGAGGCAGGAUCCAAUACGCGAGGAUCGGCAGCAACGUGACGAUGAAGUGUGGCUCUCUGGACAAUGAUGCCUCAGUGACAUGGAAGGUGAACGGGACAGAUGUAAAAGCCAAGCGGAGAGAGGAAGGCCCACGACUUAUCCUCAUGGAAGUGGACAUGAGCAGCAAUGGCCUGUACAGCUGCUUCCAAAAUCCUGAUGGCCAGCGCCGAGACCAGAUCACAUUACGCGUCGGACUUCCUCCGAAGGAACCGCAGGUGACGUGCCGAUCAAACACCUACCCCAGGGGCUUCUACUGCAGUUGGCACCUUUUGCAUCCAACAUACAUCCCCACGGAAUUUGAAGUCAACGUCCAACACAGCCAGAAGUCUCUAGAAGUGACGCGGGAUGAUGUCCACAAGAACAGAUGCCAUGUGAUGUUCCCCGAGCUCUUCUCUAGUUUUCCCUACCGAGUCAAUGUCACGGCCAUCAACGAGCUCGGGUCGGCAUCCACAGCCAGCAGCUUUGAGGAGUCAAACAUGGUGAAACCAGAUCCUCCAGAGAAGGUGGUGGCCAGACCCAUUCCCAACAAUGCAAGGAGGCUUGAGGUGACCUGGAGCAGCCCGUCCACAUGGCCGGACAUCGAAUCCUUCCCUCUUAAGUACUUCCUGCGCUACCGUCCUCUCAUCAGAGACCAGUGGCAGCAUGUGGAACUUUCAGACAGCAUCUCCCACACCAUCACAGAUGCUUAUGUGGGGAAGGAGUACAUCAUCCAGCUGGCUGCUAAAGACAUGGAGAUCGGCACUUGGAGCGAUUGGAGCGUGGCCGUUCACGCGACGCCCUGGACAGAGGAUCCCAAACCCAUCACCUCCACCACGGAGGCGGACCUGCCCAUAGAGACCACUCCAUCUGCUGCCCCACCUUCACCUAGGCCCAGAGUGGGUGGCGCUACAGGACGAUGCAGUGCCCUACACUGCUCAUUCCUGCAUAUCUUUCUGGCGUGUGUCCUGCUGUCCAUGAUGUGAUGCUUAUAAUUAAUUCCUGUGGAAAGUCUUCUAGUUCUAUUUUGCACAUCUCAAUGGAUAUCGUGCAUUGAUAAUUUAAUUCAAGUUUUUUUUUUCUCUCACAAAAAAAUAGUAUGAUUAAUAAAUGAUGACAUUGAGAAGGAAAAGGAGGAUAUCUAAUAGCUGAAAUGCAUCAUGGGGGCAGCGAGGUGGCUGAAGGUGGAGUAAGCACAGACACGGGACUCUGAACCCCAGGGAAGCUAAACAUAUGGGGGCACGAGAGUCAACAGGCUUCUGUCUCACAGCAGCACAACCACGGCAAAAGAUAAAAACAAAACCAACGAAGCAUCUGUCCUUCUUUCCCCUUUGACUUUCUUUGGAAACAAAUCAGAGCCUUUUUUCAAUGUUUUGCACACACACACACACACACACACACUGGAGACGGUGGUACGAGCUCAAUUUUUUGUGUGUCAUGAAAUUCAGCAGCAUACAGCUAACUGGUCAUGCCAAAGACGUGGAGAUUUCACUUAUCUAUGAUCCUAUGAGCCUGUGUCUGUGCGAGGGACUGGAAGCUGCAGCGCAAAAUCUCCAUCCAGCAAACCAGAGCUUCAUAGACUGAGGACUAACAAACUUAGAAUGAAGGUCAUCAUAUUUUAUUAGUUUUUUCUCUUUACAGCAUUUAGUUUUCUUUCUUUUUUUUUAUUUCUCCUCGUCUUGGCCCUUGAUUACGAGAGGCUGAAUGACAGACGCUCAUGCAAACAUUUUACAGAAAACACUUACUUACUCCAUGGUGGUGUAUUGGACAGAAAUUUUUUUAAGAUGAAACAGACAUGAAUUGUAUCUGACCAAUCAGUUGUUAGUUCUAUAUAGAACCAUUUUUAUCAUCAAAUCCGUUUCUUUCUUCAUUUUUUUUUUUUUAAUAAAUCAGACUUUUAUUGCUGAUGUCCAAAUUUUCUGUUGCAUUAUCCAAGGAAUAUUGUUGUGAUUUUUUGCUUUUGUUUGUAUAUUUUUUUUUAUUACGAAACAUUCAUAUAGCAUCUUAGUUUAUUUUUUCUCAUUGACAUUUGCUUAAUUCUCCACGAUCAUAUUUUGUAAACUACGAUAUGUAUCUUUAACAUGGAAAAAAAAAAAACUUUAUUAUUUAAUAAUGUAUGUAUUAGCCUUAGAUUCUUGUAACCUGUAUCUGGGUUCUUUUUAUAGAUGUAUAUAUUAAAAAAAAAAAAAAAAAACACGA
Messenger RNA from Silurus meridionalis, 2539 nucleotides. It is a transcript of the gene cntfr, whose product is annotated as ciliary neurotrophic factor receptor. The transcript is spliced from 9 exons. Gene Ontology annotation, biological process: cytokine-mediated signaling pathway. The coding region runs from base 244 to 1326 and encodes 360 amino acids. Gene Ontology annotation, cellular component: external side of plasma membrane; signaling receptor complex; membrane. Lineage: Eukaryota; Metazoa; Chordata; Actinopteri; Siluriformes; Siluridae. The record is from RefSeq and is a predicted model, not a curated record. Gene Ontology annotation, molecular function: cytokine receptor activity; cytokine binding.